Aphanomyces astaci is the source of this 1065-nucleotide messenger RNA. RefSeq lists its product as hypothetical. The record is from RefSeq and is a predicted model, not a curated record. Lineage: Eukaryota; Oomycota; Saprolegniomycetes; Saprolegniales; Verrucalvaceae. The coding region runs from base 379 to 792 and encodes 137 amino acids. The transcript has a single exon.
AAUCAUAUCGAAAUUCGUAUUACCCGUAACGUUAGUGUUCAUGGAAAAUGAAUUAAAAGAGAGGAAAUACAUCGUCUGAAAACAGUACUGAGCCACUUGAUUUUAUCCGACGCCUCAAAACAAGUUACCUUAAACUGGCUAAGUCACCUUAAACUGGUUUUUACGACACAAUAGCUUGUUCACGAUACCUCGGUCGUGCCGCUCUACACGAUGAGGCCUGCUCCAAACACCCCCAUCAUGUGCGACGGUACCUGGCAUGCCAUGGGAAUGGGCAGGCCAUAGACAUACCUGUAGAUGUCGAGAUGGUCACAACAAACGUAUCUAGUGGUUGUGCACAUUUUCUUGGCCAAUUCUCGACAGACGCAAACGGACAAGUAGAUGGAGCCUACUCCUCCGACCGCUGGCCAUAUUGAAGGAGCAGACGACUGGAACGGGUUGAUCUCUUGGAACGCGACGGUUGAAAGAACUGUCCAUCGCACCGACAACACGACGAGACUUAAAGGGAUGCCCGUGGUCGCGACUGCCACCACGGGCUUGACACAAGCAAAGUACAACAGCGUCGCCCCAAAGUCUCGAGCGGUAGACAGUGUCACGAAGAUGUGCUGGCCUUGUGGAGCAAUCGAGUUGUAUAGACGAAUGUCGAUGUUGGCAAUGAGGACCACUGCCCAACACAGCCACGAGGGCAACGUCAUGGGACACAUGGCCGACGCCGUAGCCAGCAGUAGACACACCACUGCGAUGAACCAUGCCGCGACACAUGCCAAGACGACAAACGCAGCAUGUAGCCCUUGAAAAGUGAGAAGUUGGAACGUUAUCCGCGGUGACCGACACAGAUUCAUGAACGCUCCACACCCGUCAUCCGGACGUCGGCGCCGUCGAGGAAGGGCGACUCGCGUGCCGUACCAAUUGGGGUCAUACCCUCCAUACACAGACUGUGGCACAAACACUUUGCCUUCUUCCGUGCAUGGCGGUGAUGGAUGGUCAGAGCACGAGAUUGGCAGCUUGUCAUCGUCCAUCGCUCUAGAUCUCGUUCUGGCAGCCCAGUGGUAGGUCAAAUGUGCUGAC